This is a messenger RNA of Penicillium salamii, 1275 nucleotides long. NCBI's taxonomy places the organism in Eukaryota, Fungi, Ascomycota, Eurotiomycetes, Eurotiales, Aspergillaceae. The record is from the annotation of a GenBank genome assembly.
AUGGCUGCCGCUGACUUUCAGUCUGGCUUCCAGUCCGACGCCGAUGAGGACUUCCCCCCAGCUUCAACCCUUCAUUCCUCUUACUCAAGGCAGUACCAGCCCUCUCGUCCGCUGAUUGAAUCUGCUCGCAACGGAUGGCAGUCACAAUCUCGCAUUAGCCAUCGCCAUUCUAGCUCACCUUCUGGCGAAGCGGAGCUCCCAAAAUGGACGCAGAUGAUACAAUCGAUAGUAUCCGCACCGCGAUUCCGGCGUUAUGCGCUGAUAUACCUAUCAUUCUUCAUUGUCGCAUGGCUAGGAUGGCGAACUUUCCUCUCGCCCCGGUUGCAAGAGAGAAAUUCAAUAUUGAGCUCCCUGGAUCCGGACUCAAGACCCGGCACGGUAGGACGAUUUGGAGCCAAUUCGAUGCCUCAGUUCAACGACCUGGUUCACAUUCAAAAGUUGAACCCGGAUUUAGUGCCCGUUGAUCUGGCGGGUGUUGAUGCGGAUUCGAAGAAAAGAAAACGAUUGAUCAUUGUGGGUGAUGUACAUGGCUGCAAGGAGGAGUUGGAAAAGCUUCUUGAGAAGGUGAAAUUCAAUCAAAGGGGUGGUGAUCACUUGAUCUUUGUCGGCGACAUGAUCAACAAGGGACCAGACAGUAUAGGAGUCGUGGACCUCGCUCGACAGUAUUCGGCCUCCAGUGUGCGCGGCAAUCAUGAAGAUCGGAUACUUCUUCGUCGACGUGAGAUGAUCAGGACUAAGAGUCUUGGUGAGUUGGACGACGCGACAACCUCAGAUCAUUCGUCUAGAGAACUCAGUGAGCGCGCACUCGCGCGUUCUUUGAGUGACGAGCAAGUUCAAUGGUUAGAGAAGUGCCCGGUGAUCUUGGAUGUUGGUCAAGUACCAAACAUGGGUCAGGUUGUGGUCGUUCAUGCAGGACUGGUGCCGGACAUUGCACUGGAGAAGCAAGACCCAGUCAGCGUAAUGACCAUGAGAACAAUCGACUUGGAUACGCAUGUGCCUAAUUCGAAAAAGAAGGGCACGAACUGGGCAAAGAUGUUUGAUAAACAUCAAUCAGUACUGUACUCAACUCUCGAAUCUACGAGCGAGAACCCGCGCGCGAAAACAAUGACGGUUGUCUAUGGUCAUGAUGCUCACUCUUCCCUUUCUAUCCGAACGUUCACAAAGGGCCUUGACUCUGGAUGUGUGAAGGGUGGUAAGUUGACGGCUCUGGUCAUCGAGGAUGGUGGGAAACAGAGCAUUGUGCAAGUUUCCUGCCGUGGGUACGUCAAAGACUAG